Nerophis ophidion (straightnose pipefish) is the source of this 5998-nucleotide messenger RNA. RefSeq lists its product as uncharacterized. The transcript has 2 exons. The record is from RefSeq and is a predicted model, not a curated record. Bases 3036 to 3737 code for a protein of 233 amino acids. NCBI's taxonomy places the organism in Eukaryota, Metazoa, Chordata, Actinopteri, Syngnathiformes, Syngnathidae.
CGCAGUCAGUGGAGGAACAUGCAAACUACACACAGAAAUAUCCCGAGCCCGAGAUGGAACUCAGGACUGCUCAGGACCUUCAUAUUAUGAGGCAGAUGCACUAACCCCUCUACCACCGUGCUGACUCUUUUUCAAUGUGACAAAACAGAGCAUUCUGAAAAGAAAGCCCGGAUGAAUUUAGACAGGAGAGAUUUACGAGGUAACAUUUGUGACAUGAUUUUAACUUUAAUUGGGAUAAGAAAUCUGUUAUGUUUAGUCAAUUUUUUUUUUCAAAAUAAAUAUGAGGUAAGGAGUUUCUGCAAUUCAAAACCUUUUAGAGGACAAGUUAUAUCAGAAUUAAUUGUGUUCCUUAUGUGUCAUUAGAAUAUUUACUAACUAAUGCGUUUCUUUCUUUCAUUUACAUGGAAUUAUUUUUCAACAGUAUGUGUAAAAGGAUUUCACGUGUAUUUGUGAAAACAAUUUUAGUAGUAUGUGUGAAAGGAUUUCAGUUAUGUGUAUAAAGAGCAUUUUACCAGUGUAUGAGGGACAUUGCAUUCCGGUUCCGGUCACCAAUAAUCCCCGCCCCUUUUAGGUUUAGAAAAAAUCCCGCCACUUGUCAUCCUAAAUUGUAGCUACGUUGUUCGCAACAGUAAUGUCUGCCCAAAUUCCUACAAGUAGCUUAAGUAAGGCAGCAGCUUUACUUCACUCUGUGUUGGCUUAACCGGAUAAUUCAGGUCACUGUCAAAUGUAGCAACAGUAGUCCAGCAGCCGACCCCUGCACAUCCAAGACACUAAAGACCGUGGGCGGUCACUUAGCUUCUCUUUUCCCCUCCCGUCAGGUAAGCGGCAUGGCGCCGCUUACUGAAGCUCAAGUCCGGAGUGCGCCACCACGUUAUCAGGCGCAGCAAUACUGUUCAUGGACAACAGGCACGAGAAGGAAAAGGUAAUUUGUUUUAUUCUCACUGAUUGUUUAAUCUGAGGGUCCCCAAACUACGGCCCGCCACGUCCAAAAUCCGGCCUGCGGAAAGUCCCAAGUAUAAAAAGUAUACUCUUUUUUUUUUUUAAAUCUGUCCUUCCCAAUACAUUUUCUACCGUUUGAUAUUCUCGGUGUCUCCCUGUCGCUCAAGCAAAACAUAUUGUCUAAAAAUGCAUUUUCCUAUCGAUAACAUGACAUCAUCGGGCGAGAACGGGCAAAGUGCAACUCUUUCGUAACACAACAUGGCAUGGUAAGGAGGUCGCAGUUUGUGCCAUCACUACAAACAGGCUAACAACUUGUGAUGCUUGAGUUUCUGUCGGUCUUAAGAGUCUCAGAUCUAUUGCAAACUUGUCGUAUGUUUGCGGGGCGGCCUGAAAAGUAUACUGUCAAAUCAUAUACAUAUGCCACCUAGUAUUGUUUGUAGUGUUGUAGCCUUGUUGCUAUGGUAACAAACAUGCGAAAUUGUGAGUCAGGUGGCGAGAUGUCAGUUGAAUUAGCUGUUCUUCACUUAGUGUGUGAAAGCAGGCCGUGGAAAAAUAAAUCUUACACAAAAUAUGGGUCAUUUUGGAGAAGCAGCAGGUGCACUACUACUGCAUGAAGAUAACUUGUAAAUGUAACAGCUGUGAGAGAGUGCAUCUGCAGGUAAACCUAUUUUGUUCUCUCAUCCAAAACUAUUACUUCAAAUGUCUACUAUAUUGUAUAUCUCUCCCCAACACUAACAUAUAUGUUUUUUCAGGGUUGAUUGAUGCUCACAGAAAAAUCACGUAAAUAAUGCUGUUCAGAGCUUGAAGUGAUAAAACAGGUUAAAAUAUUUGACCGUAAUAUCAAUAUUAGUAGUUAAAACAUAACUGAUACUGAUAAACACUGCCCAUUGCUGAUGUAUUAUUGAUAGGACGUGUGGGCUGGUAUUUUCAUUUUAUUUCCUAAAGCAGUAUGACUUAUAUUGUGUUUGCUCCUUUCAUGUGAUCUGAUUGUUACAUUCUUAUUUCAGUGUCAGACCACAACAACACACCUUUUUUUAACAAGGAUGUAUUACCACUCCCUGAUCAAUCAUGGGGAGUAAUGUACAAACAAGGUCCAAAAUCAUGGUUACACAAACAUGGACACAUUGUGUCCAUGUUUGUGUAACCAUGUAACUCAGUGUAACUCAGUGCCGUUGAAUUCCAGAAGGAUUGGGACCACCAGACUGUGUUAGAACGCAUCAGGGAUGGCUUUGGUGAGCACAUUCCAAACGAUGUCAGACUGACUUUGAGGAAGAAUAUGACUGUUGUACCGGAUCUACAUUAAACAUGCGUGCAUUUAAAGGCAGCGGUCCUAAGAGUCACACAAACAUUAGCAGUAAUGUCACCACCGGGGCUGCUACCAGGUAUAGAGCAACGAGGACUGCUCCGUAUCACAAUACGAGAAGUCAUGAUGGAGAUGGCAAACCUGACACUAGCACUGGUCAAGAAGACAGCUAUAGCGCCAAUCGCACUGUCAGCAGUUGUGGUGAUGAUGGAGGCUGCUGCCUUGCAAGAGACGAUCGGAACCCUGGCAUGAGUGGUGAUGAUGGAGGCUGCUGCCUUGCAAGAGACGAUGUGAAACCUGGCACUAGUGGUGAUGAUGGAGGCUGCCUUGCAAGACAUGAUGGUGACUACGCUUCAUAUUUGUCACUUGUUUCUACUCUUUUGCCUAACUCUUCAGAUGACGAGGAAUUAAAUCAAAUAAUAGUUGCCAUUAUGGAGAGUCAAAGGUGAGUAGCACACACAGUAUGUGAGUUUGAGUCAUCAGAAUAACGCUCAAGAACGAUGUGGUCUCAUAAGUGAUAUGAAAUUAAUAACCUUCACAUUAUCACAUCCCUCCUUUCUGAGCUGCCACCUUAACGUGGUAGAGGAGUUUGCAUGUCCCAAUGAUCCUAGGAGCUAUGUUGUCCAGGGACUUCUAUGCCCCCUGGUAGGGUCUCCCAAGACAAACUGGUCCGAGGUGAGGGAUCAAAAAAAGAGCAGCUCGAAGAUCUCUAUGAAGAACACAAAACAAAGGACCCAGAUUUCCCUCGCCCGGACGCGGGUCACCAGGGCCCCCCUCUGGAGGUGGGGGCAAGAUGGCCCAGCCGGACACAGCCCGGAGAGGCAAAGUGGGUCCCUCCUCCAAUGGGCUCAUCACCCAUAGCAGGGGCCAUAGAGGUCGGGUGCAGUGUGAGCUGGGCAGCAGCCGAAAGCAGGGCACUUGGAGGUCAGAUCUCCGGCUACAGAAGCUAGCUCUUGGGACGUGGAACGUCACCUCUCUGGGGGGGAAGGAGCCUGAGCUUGUGCGUGAGGUAGAGAAGUUCCGGCUGGAUAUAGUCGGAUUCACUUCAACGCACAGCAAGGGCUCAGGAACCAGUUCUCUCGAGAGGGGCUGGACUCUCUUCCACUCUGGCGUUGCCGGCAGUGAGAGGCGACGAGCUGGGGUGUCAAUUCUUGUUGCCCCCCAGCUCAAAGCCUGCACGUUGGAGUUCAACCCAGUGGCUGCUAUGUGGUUGGUGCCUGUCAUGGCGGUAAUCCUGGAACCCGCUGGUGGACACCUAGCGGUGAGGGAUGCCGUCAAGCUGCUGAAAGAGGCCCUGACUGUUGUUUGCGCUUACGCACCAAACGGCAGCUCAGAGUACCCACCCUUUUUGGAUUCACUCGAGGGAGUACUCAAGAGCGCUCCCUCGGGUGAUUGGGAAGAAUGGCCGCCUGGAUCUGAACCCGAGUGGUGUUUUGUUAUUGGACUUUUGUGCUCGUCACAGAUUGUCAAUAACAAUCACCAUGUUCAAACAUAAGGGUGAGCAUAUGUGCACUUGGCACCAGGACACCCUAGGCCGCAGUUCCAUGAUCAACUUUGUAGUUGUGUCAUUGGAUUUGCGGUCUCAUGUUUUGGACCCUCGGGUGAAGAGAGGGGCGUAGCUUCCUACCGAUCCCCACCUGGUGGUGAGUUGGCUGCGAUGGUGGGGGAGGAUGCCAGACAGACCUGGCAGGCCCAAACGCAUUGUGAGGGUUUGCUGGGAACACCUGGCUGAGUCUCCUGUCAGAGAGAGUUUCAAAUCCCACAUCCGGAAGAAUUUUAAACAUGUCACGAGGGAGUUGCUGGACAUUGAGUCUGAGUGGACGAUGUUCCGUACCUCUAUUGUCGGAGCGGCCGAAUGGAGCUGUGGCUGCUAGGUGGUUGGUGCCUGUCAUGGCGGUAAUCCUAGAACCCGCUGGUGGACACCUAGCGGUGAGGGAUGCCGUCAAACGACUGAAAGAGUCCUAUCGAGCUCUUUUGGCUUAUAGGACUCCGGAAGCAGCAGACAGGUACCGACAGGCCAAGCGGUGUGCGCCUUGCGGUCACGGAGGCAAAAACUCAAACAUAAAAGGAGUUCGGGGAAGCCAAGGAAAACGACUUCCGGACGGCUUCGAAGCGAUUCUAGACCACCAUCCGCCGCCUCAGGAAAGGGAAGCAGUGCAAUGUCAACACCAUGUAUGGUGAGGAUUGUGUUCUGCUGACCUCGACUGCGGAUGUUGUGGAUCGGUAGAGGGAGUACUUCGAAGACCUCCUCAAUCCUACCAGCACAUCUUCCUAUGAGAAAACAGUGCCUAGGGUAUCUGUGGUAGGCUCUCCUAUUUCUGGGGCUAAGGUUGCUGAGGUGGUUAAUAAGCUCCUCGGUUCCUUAAGGCUCUGGAUGCUGUGGGGCUGUCUUGGUUGUCGCGUGGACAUCUGGGGCGGUACCUCUGGAUUGGCAGACCGGAGUGGUGGUUCCUCUCUUUAAGAAGGGGAACCGGAGGGUGUGUUACAACUAUCGUGGGAUCACACUCCUCAGCCUUCCCGGUAAGGUCUAUUCAGGUGUACUGGAGAGGAGGCUACGCUGGAUAGUCGAACCUCGGAUACAGGAGGAACAAUAUGGUUUUCGCCCUGGUCGUGGAACUGUGGACCAGCUCUGUACUCUCGGCAGGCUCCUUGAAGGUGCAUGGGAGUUUGCCCAACCAGUCUUUAUGUGAUUUGUGGACUUGGAGAAGGCAUUUGACCGUGUACCCUGAGAAGUCCUGUGGAGAGUGCUCAAAGAAUAUGAUCAGUGUCAGAGCUUGGUCCGCAUUGCCGGCAGUAAGUCGGGCCCGUUUCCAGUGAGGGUUGGACUCCACCAAGGCUGCCCUUUGUCACCGAUUUUGUUCAUCACUUUUAUGGACAGAAUUUCUAGGCACAGUCAGGGCAUUGAGGCUAUCUGGUUUGGUGGCUGCAGGAUUAGGUUUCUGCUAUUUGCAGAUGAUGUGGUCGUGAUGGCUUUAUCUGGCCAAGAUCUUCAGCUCUCACUGGAUCGGUUCGCAGCCGAGUGUGAAGCGACUGGGAUAGGAAUCAGCACCUUCAAGUCCGAGUCCAUGGUUUUCGCCCGGAAAAGGGCGGAGUACCAUCUCCGGGUUAGGGAGGAGUUCUUCCCCAUGUGGAGGAGUUCAAAUACCUCGGAGUCAUGUUUACGAGUGAGGGAAGAGUGGAUCGUGAGAUCAACAGGAUCGGUGCGACGUCUUCAGUAAUGCGCACGCUGUAUCAAUUCGUUGUGGUGAAGAAGGAGCUGAGCCGGAAGGCAAAGCUCUCAAUUUACUGGUCAAUCUACGUUCCCAUCCCCACCUAUGGCCAUGAGCUUUGAGUCAUGACCGAAAGGAUGAGAUCACGGGUACAAACGGCCGAAAUGAGUUUCCUCCGUCGGGUGGCGGGGCUCUCCCUUAGGGUGAGAAGCUCUGUCGUCCGGGAUGAGCUCAAAGUAAAGCCGCUGCUCCUCCACAUUGAGAGGAGCCAGAUUAGGUGGUCCGGGCAUCUGGUCAGGAUGCCACACGAACGCCUCCCUAGGGAGGUGUUUAGGGCACGUCCGACCGGUAGGAGGUCGUUGGAAAGGCUAUCUCUCCGGGCUGGCCUGGGAACGUCUCAGGAUCCCCCGGGAGGAGCUGGACGAAGUGGCUGGGGAGAGGGAGGUCUGGGUUUCCCUACUUAGGCUGCUUCCCCCGUGACCCAACCUCGGAUAAGCGUAAGAAGAUGGAUGGAGGGAUAUAGUAUCACAUCCAAGUUUUGGGUUAA